ACCAAAGGAUAACACCAUCAGCGAUCAUGAUGGCUGUCAUCUGGUCCCCGGGAAUAAAUGAGGACUUUCCCCAUGAUGAGACCCUGCAGUACCUGCUCAUUCUGUGCUCCAAAGUAGCUCUGAACACAUUAGUUCUGUCUUUCUGGAGGCACAGCAUUCUCAGGUCACUCCUGGGGCUCUGCAGCAUCUCUAUGUACGUGGCAGACAUGCUGCUGGUCAGUGCUGUCACCAGCGCGUGGCUCUUCAAAGAACACCUUCCCACCUCCACCUCGAUGUGCUUCAUCCUGGCGCAUGGAUCGGCUGUCUACGCCCUGCUUCCUCUACCCAUACUCAUCGCUGGGGCGCUUGACUAUGCCAGCUACCCAUACCUAGACGUUAACUCAAGCUCUCAGCGCAGGGCUGUAAGUUACUGCAUUGUGGUUGUGCUUAUGUGGACAUUAGCGUGCGGUUACACCUACAACUACACGGACACGCAACCUAUGGAGAUUUACAAAGACAACGUGAGAGUCCUGGUGUGUCGCGUUCAUGGAUCUAGUGUAGUGUUUCAAUUUAGUAUGCAGUUAUCUAUUGCAGUGGUCCUCAUACUACUGCUUUAUUUUAAGAAGAUGAUUGGUUGGAUCAGAAGAGCCAAUAAACUGGCAGAGAAAGAUCAAAUCUCCCUGUACAGUCAGGUUGGGGGAUGUGGCAAUUCUGAAAUUCAAGAAAGUUCCCCUCCUCUAUUUGUCAGUCUGACUCUAGGAUUUGCUUUGAACUGGAUGCCCUACCUUUUGAUGUGUUUGGUAUGUGCCUUGGUGGGCUUUGUGGUGCCAGCUUAUGCCAGUGUCAAUCUUCUGUGGAUGGCCUGCACCAACAGUGUACUGGUUGGCAUUGCCUUUUGGUUUAGGAGUGAUGGGAGUGGACCUUUAGGAAAAUUCCCAGACGACACUUGUUUGUGGAACAUCUACUGGCACUUGAGCAAAGGAACUUCACCAACUGUGGACGCAAACCUUACUACGAGAUUAUACAUAACGGUUCACAAGCCUGCUAUGACUUUUCGAGAGAUCUAGCCUAAAACAUUUGAAGGCUGACAUGAUACUCUGUCUUGCAAUCAUACAUGUUAUGAGCAAGUUCAAAUCUAUAGCGGUGUUACAAACAUUGUGAGCUCCUUGGCUAUAAGUCACAAUGAAGCAGAAGUAGUGACAGAUAUUUUCUUUUGUGUGAUGUAACAGAAUUACUGGGGAAAAAUGUAGAAUGAAGACUUGCCUCUAUCCAAUGAUUGAAUUUUGACAUGUGGGUGUUCACUCAAAAAUGAGUGAAGGGUUUAUUUAAGAAGACUAAAUGAAUGGAGAUGUCCGGCAUACAUCACCAAAGAGAAGUCAUUUUGAUUAAACAUUAUGACUAGGUCAAAAAAAGUUUAAAAACAAUGAAAUGCACACAUGGAUCAUUCACAGUAAGAUCUAUGCAAAAUACUUUAGCAGAAUUUAGGCAGAAAAAUGGUGCUACUUUCUAAGACGCCUCAUUUAAAAAUCUAAUUCUAAGCCACUAUCACAAGUAAACUUCACAACGGAUGCAAUCCCAGAAUGCACUGCUAUAAGCUAAAUGAAAACAAAUCCAACAUGCCAAAUAAAUCAAGAGAA
This is a messenger RNA of Sinocyclocheilus rhinocerous, 1616 nucleotides long. Its product is annotated as probable G-protein coupled receptor 160. NCBI's taxonomy places the organism in Eukaryota, Metazoa, Chordata, Actinopteri, Cypriniformes, Cyprinidae. The annotation marks the transcript as partial. The transcript has a single exon. The record is from RefSeq and is a predicted model, not a curated record. Gene Ontology annotation, cellular component: signaling receptor complex; plasma membrane.